CAACCCACACAAACAAACAGACACAUACACACUCCGACUCACACACACACACACACACACGCACAAGCACCCAGCAGCCACAGCGACGGAAGAUUGAACAAGCGAGAAGAUGGGUGAGUGCCCGAACAGGUUCGCCAACGCCGCCGGCGGCGGUACUCGAAACACCGACUGGUGGCCGAACCGGCUGCCGCUCCACAUCCUCCGCCAGCACCAGCCGGCGUCGAGCCCGUACAAGGACUUCGACUAUAGGGCCGCCUUCAAGUCGCUUGACUAUGACGCGCUGAAGCAGGACCUGCGGGCGCUCAUGACCGACUCGCAGGACUGGUGGCCGGCCGACUUCGGCCACUACGGCGGUCUGUUCAUCCGCAUGGCCUGGCACAGCGCCGGCACCUACCGCGUCUUCGACGGCCGCGGCGGCGGCGGCCAGGGCCAGCAGCGGUUUGCGCCACUCAACAGCUGGCCCGACAACGUCAGUCUCGACAAGGCCCGCCGCCUGCUGUGGCCCAUCAAGCAGAAGUACGGCGACAAGAUCUCGUGGGCCGACCUGCUGCUGCUGACUGGCAACGUCGCCCUCGAGUCCAUGGGCCUCAAGACGUUCGGCUUUGCCGGCGGCCGUCCGGACACGUGGGAGGCUGACGAGUCGACCUACUGGGGCGGCGAGACGACGUGGCUCGGCAACGAUGUCCGCUACUCGGACGGCCAGGCGGGCAUCGCCGGCGACGGCGUCACGGGCGGCGACGAGUCCAAGAAGGUCAACAAGGACAUCCACUCGCGCGAUCUCGAGUCGCCCUUGGCGGCCGCCCACAUGGGCCUGAUCUACGUCAACCCCGAGGGUCCGGACGGCAUCCCCGACCCCGUGGCGGCCGCGCGGGACAUCCGCACGACCUUCAGCCGCAUGGCCAUGAACGACGAGGAGACGGUGGCCCUGAUCGCCGGCGGCCACACGUUCGGCAAGACGCACGGCGCGGCCCCCUCGGACAACGUCGGCAAGGAGCCCGAGGGGGCCGGCCUGGAGCAGCAGGGUCUCGGCUGGGCCAACAAGCACGGCUCCGGCAAGGGCCCUGAUACCAUCACCAGUGGGCUCGAGGUCAUCUGGACCAAGACGCCGACCCGGUGGAGCACCAACUUCUUGGAGUACCUCUUCAAGUUCGAGUGGGAGCUCACCAAGAGCCCCGCCGGCGCCAACCAGUGGGUGGCCAAGAACGCCGACGCUUUCAUUCCGGACGCGUACGACCCGAGCAAGAAGCACCGGCCGCGCAUGCUCACGACGGACCUGGCGCUGCGCUUCGACCCGGUGUACGAGAAGAUCGCGCGCCACUACCUCGAGCACCCAGACCAGUUCGCCGACGCGUUCGCGCGCGCCUGGUUCAAGCUGCUGCACCGCGACAUGGGCCCGCGUUCGCGCUGGCUCGGCCCGGAGAUCCCGUCCGAGGUGCUCCUCUGGGAGGACUACGUGCCGCCGGUCGACCACCCGCUCGUCGACGACAGCGACAUCGCCGCGCUGAAGCGCGACAUCCUGGCCACGGGCGUGGCCCCGGCCAAGCUCAUCUCGGUGGCGUGGGCGUCGGCGUCGACGUUCCGCGGCAGCGACAAGCGCGGCGGCGCCAACGGCGCGCGCAUCCGGCUGGCGCCGCAGAAGGACUGGAAGGUCAACAACCCGCCGCAGCUGGCCGAGGUGCUGCAGGCGCUCGAGGGCGUGCAGGCCAAGUUCAACGCGUCGGCGGCGGGCGGCAAGAAGGUGUCGCUGGCGGACCUGAUCGUGCUGGGCGGCGUGGCGGCGCUCGAGCAGGCGGCCGGCGUGCCGGUGCCCUUCCGGCCCGGCCGCACCGACGCGUCGCAGGAGCAGACCGACGUGGCGUCGUUCGCGCACCUCGAGCCGUAUGCCGACGGCUUCCGCAACUACGGCCGCGGCACGGCGCGCGUGCCGACGGAGCACCUCCUCGUCGACCGGGCGCAGCUGCUGACGCUGACGCCGCCGGAGCUGACGGUGCUCGUGGGCGGGCUGCGCGUCCUGGGCGCCAACUACGACGGCUCCUCGCACGGCGUCUUCACCACCCGGCCCGGCAAGCUGACCAACGACUUCUUCGUGAACCUCCUGGACAUGCGCACGGCGUGGAAGUCGGUCGACGGCGAGCUGUUCGAGGGCACCGACCGUGCGACGGGCGCCAAGAAGUGGACGGCCACGCGGGCCGAUCUCGUGUUUGGCUCGCAUGCCGAGCUGCGCGCCAUCGCCGAGGUGUAUGCCAGCGCAGGGGGUCAGGAAAAGUUCGUCAAGGACUUCGUGGCCGCGUGGGACAAGGUCAUGAAUCUGGACCGCUUCGAUCUUGCGUAAGGCGUGGAGUGCAUUUCUUACCACUGCUGUGUACGUAGCAAUUGAUGCCGGUUUGAAGGCAGAUGGGCAGAAUGAUAUUCGGCAAUGGUAGGACAGUUCCUGUGUUUGGUUCGUUCGGCCUCGAAUUGGCUCUUGCUCCUCUGCCCUGCUGCCUUAACUGGUGUGCUCUGCCUGGAAGCCCCACACGAGUUUUUUUCUUUUUUCCGUGCUGCACGGUCUCGAAACCCCACGAGCUUGCACUUGUCCUGCUCCGCUCUCGCCACGGCCCGCUGCAGUGCUUACGCGUCGACUCGCGAUCUUGCCAAGGACCGCUUCACCGUCUCCCCAUGCAAGACGGGCUCUUUUUCGAUCCUUGAAUUCCAAGGACUGCCAUUGAAGCGCGCAAAAUUGCGGAAAAGAAGACUGACGUCGUGAGCCGAUCCGCCCCGUCCGUGUCGCGACGUUCCUCCCAGUAUACUCGAGUCAGCUGCCGCUGCGACUGCUGUCUGUGGCCGUUGUGCGCAAGAGCAUAUCUGCUGCGGCGCAGGGCUUAGCCUGCCGGAGCC
Messenger RNA from Thermothielavioides terrestris NRRL 8126, 2877 nucleotides. RefSeq lists its product as uncharacterized. The record is from RefSeq and is a predicted model, not a curated record. Bases 110 to 2332 code for a protein of 740 amino acids. Gene Ontology annotation, molecular function: catalase activity; heme binding. NCBI's taxonomy places the organism in Eukaryota, Fungi, Ascomycota, Sordariomycetes, Sordariales, Chaetomiaceae. Gene Ontology annotation, biological process: hydrogen peroxide catabolic process; cellular response to hydrogen peroxide. Gene Ontology annotation, cellular component: cytosol. The transcript has 2 exons.